AAUUUCCUUGCAUCUUGACAACCAUCACCGCGAUGAAGUCAAUCCCAUGUCUCCUCCUCGCCGCGUCAGCCGCCCACGGCUUCAGCCUUGCGGACCCAGAAAAGGCCGACGUCGCGGUCAAGCUUGCAGCGUGGAAGGCGAGCCAAGCUGGCAAGAACGCGGCGGCCAACGGCUUUCUCCCGCCCAAGCCGGCGCACGGCACCGUCGAAGAUGACGAGGUUGCUCGGUUUGCCGCGACCCAAAAGAUCGUCGACGAGCUCAACAAACAGCACAAGGGUGCUAUCUUUUCGACCGACAACCAGUUUGCACUCAUGACGGAAGCGGAAUUUGCGGCCUUUGUCAAGGGCGCGUUCAAGCACGAGGCGCCGGCGCGCCAACUGCGCAGCGAUGACGUUCAGCUGACGCUGACGCAAGCCCAGGAGGAGGCCACCGAGAUCGACUGGACGACCAGCGCGUGCAUGUCGCCCGUGCGCGACCAGGGCGUCUGCGGCUCGUGCUGGGCGUUCGCGGCCGUCGGUGCCGUCGAGGCUGCCCACUGCCUCGUGACCAACUCGCUCGUCGACUUUUCCGAGCAACAGCUCGUGAGCUGCGCGUCGAGUGCGGGCUACGGCUGCCGGGGCGGCUGGCCCAACUUGGCGCUCGACUACAUUGCCCAAACCGGUCUCUGCACCGAGGCCGCCUUCCCGUACGCCUCUGGUAGCACCGGCAAGAACGGUCGGUGCAAAAACAACUGCUCCAAGACCAAGGUCCUCGUUGGCAAGUCCGUCAACAUCCAAGGCGAGGGCGCGUUGCAAACUGCCCUCGACAAGCAGCCAGUGACGGUGGUCGUCGAGGCUGGCAACAACGUGUGGCGCAACUACAAGAGCGGCGUCGUGCAGAGCUGCCCUGGUGCGCAGUCGGACCACGCUGUCCUUGCCGUGGGCUACGGCACGAAAGACGGCGUGCAACAUUUCAAGAUCAAGAACUCGUGGGGUGCGAGCUGGGGCGAAUCAGGCUACAUCUACCUCCAGCGCGGCGUGGCCGGCAAGGGCAUGUGCAACGUGGCCGAAGCACCAACAGCCAUUGGGUGCAAAAACAUGUAA
Saprolegnia parasitica CBS 223.65 is the source of this 1082-nucleotide messenger RNA. RefSeq lists its product as hypothetical. Gene Ontology annotation, cellular component: lysosome. Gene Ontology annotation, molecular function: cysteine-type endopeptidase activity. NCBI's taxonomy places the organism in Eukaryota, Oomycota, Saprolegniomycetes, Saprolegniales, Saprolegniaceae. The record is from RefSeq and is a predicted model, not a curated record. The transcript is spliced from 2 exons. Bases 33 to 1082 code for a protein of 349 amino acids.